Messenger RNA from Aspergillus heteromorphus CBS 117.55, 1227 nucleotides. RefSeq lists its product as uncharacterized. The coding region runs from base 231 to 1076 and encodes 281 amino acids. Lineage: Eukaryota; Fungi; Ascomycota; Eurotiomycetes; Eurotiales; Aspergillaceae. The record is from RefSeq and is a predicted model, not a curated record. The transcript has a single exon.
CAGGCUCCUAGUAGGCGUUAGGCUGCCAGGCGGCUGCCUGCUGGCCAUCGCCAUCCUCUCUUCGAUUAUGUCUAACAAGUUCACCAAGGCCAAUCACUCAACCCAACAAAAAAAAUCUCUUUCUUUGCACAGCAUUUGCCAUCAUAAAGCACCCCCAAGCCUUUCUUCAUCCAGACCUCUUGAUCAUCUCCUGCUUCCACCUCUUUCCUACCACUCCACAAAUCGACAAAAUGGACUCGCUGAUCGAGAAACUAAGCGACAUCAACCUCGAGCCAGAACACCUAUUAUUCAACCCCAGAGACAACGUCUCGCUCGAUCCCAAAGCCCUCGAAAAUAUCCCCCGCUUCCUAUUCCGCGUCGCCUCCCCCAAAACAAAAGGAGAAACAACCGAAACGUGGGUCCGUUCCGCAGAUGCCCUCAAGAAGAAGAGUUCAUCCCAAGAAGACAUCUUCUCCAACCUUACCGCCCAGAGAGGAAGUGAAAUCUCCAGGAGUUUAAACGAGCAUCUGAGAUGGUGGCGCAAAACCGGACUGGAUAAUUUCAUGUCGUGGACUAGUUCCCUCCUUUUCGCUUUGCAGUAUAUCCUCUACCUCCAUCAGGCUGACUGGGAUGGCUCAAACUUGGACGAAAUCAAGCUUUACGUUAUGGAUACGAGUCAAUUCCCCCGUGGGGCUUUCCUGCGUGAUCUUGAUCUGAUUGAUGCUUUCCAGGGGUAUGAGAAUGGGAGUGGGAAUGGUUUGAAAAGCCUGAACCUGAAGGACUUCCGGCAGCUGCGGACGACAAAGGGGUUUUAUUUCGGGGAAUAUUUAUCGCAGGGCUCGAUGAGGGUUGCGGGGAAAUGUCAAGUUAUCUCGGCGGACUUGCUGUUUGAAGGAGGGGAAUUGCAUCUAGUAGUACGGAUACUGCAGCCCGAGUUUGGGGAUAUACAUAGCCGCCGUGAUGGGGAGCCGUCUUGGGCGAAGGAGGUGAAGCGUCUUCGAGAAUCUAUUUGGCCGUCAGCAAAGCCGCCUCCAACGAAAUUCAGAGCAUCGAAGGAUCAGAUUGCCGCCGUGGAUGAGAUAGCAAUGCUUCUUUGACCCAGACUGGAGAUUCCCGAUGGCGGUCUAUUUCUCCGCCUUGAUCAGCCAAAACUCUGGAAACGGAGACCAGCGAAAAGAUGGUGAUAUUGGUGGACUUUUGGAACAUUUCCAGUCGUGUUACUCUGCUGGUGGGUCAAUAUUGUCUGAG